AUGAACCAAUUAUUUUGGAUUUUAUUUGUAUUGAUUUCUAUUUUAUCAAUUGGCGAAUCUGCUAAAGAAGAUACUGUAGCUUGCGGUGAAUUACGUGAAGAAUAUAUGAAAGUAUGUAGUUCUGGGAACUCGAGGAAAUCAGCAAAAGAUAUUGAUUUUUGUGCAGCUUUUGAUAAUAUUUGUCUACAAGUACCUGAUAAUGAACCGGAUAAACAGUAAGCUUCUAUUCUCUUUCUUGUUCCAUUUACAAAAUAUUAUUUUCAAGAGCUGUUCCAAUUCCAAUUCCAAGUGAUAUUCCAUCAAAUUCAACAGAAAACAGGCCAUCAAAAAAGAAGAAUUUUACGCGAUUCUGCAAAGAAUUCAAAAAUCGUUAUUUAUAUGUUUGUCCAGAUCCAUUUAGAUUUGGCCAAAAAGCAAUUGUUUUUUGCCCAGUUUAUUCGGAAAAAUGUCAAGUUCCAUUGCCGGAUAAACCAGUUGUGCCACAAAGAAAAAGUUCGAGAAGAAAUGGAAUGAAUCAAGUUACUCAAUUAUGUCGAAGUUAUAGGUAAAGAUUUUUGAAUAAGUCAAACCCGAUAUAACCGAUAUUGUUUCCAAAAAUGUUCAGAUUCCUAAACCCAGAAUACCACAUUUUUUCCAAACAUUCAGAAUUUCUCUAAAAAUUAGACCUUGCCCAAUUUCUUUUUGGUGGUCCAAUUCCUAUUCAAAACGUGGCCCCCUUGGUCCGAAACAUUCAAAAUUUGCUCUCCUCAAUUCAUGCGAUUUUUUUCCAGAAAUUUUGCCGAGAAUUACUGUAGUAAUCCAUUUUUAACAUCACAAUCACAAUAUCGUGCAGCUUGUGAUAAAUAUUGGAGACAUUGUGGAAGAUUUCACCGAAUGGGAUAG
This is a messenger RNA of Caenorhabditis angaria, 882 nucleotides long. The record is from the annotation of a GenBank genome assembly. Lineage: Eukaryota; Metazoa; Nematoda; Chromadorea; Rhabditida; Rhabditidae.